AUGGCGAGAAAUGCUUUCCUUUUGCAGUCUCAUCUUCGCCUCCGCCUCCAGCUUCCCUCCUCAGUUGCUAAGACAUAUCAGCAGUUCCGUGAUCGCCAGCGCCUAUAUCUGCUCCUGAUGCGCCUGCGCCCAGAGUUUGAGCCUUUACGGGAGCAGCUUCUCCAUCGCGACCUCGUCCCUCGGCUUGACACUGCUUUCCUCGCCUUUUUUCCGGGGAAGACUCCAUGCAGUAUGCAGUUGACAAGAGAGGGGAAAGACAGCUUACUUAAGAGGGGGUCCACAUCAGACCUCAAGAGCGCUUCUAAAAGUUCUCUUCCAUUCGAGGGCUAUCCUGUAUUCAGGAAGUACGAUGUUCAUGACCAAUCGGAUCCUGACGUACCAGUAGGUACCAGAGGAGAUCGCUAUGAUCGUUACUGUAUCCGUAUCGAAGAGAUGCGACAAAGUGUUCGGAUCAUUGUGCAAUGUCCUAAUCAAAUGCCUAGUGGCAUGAUCAAAGCCGAUGAUCGUAAGCUAUGUCCUCUAUCACGAUCUCGAAUGAAAUUAUCCAUGGAAUCCUCAAUUCACCAUUUCGAACCUUAUACAGAAGGUUUUUCCGUACCAGCUCCUUCUACCUAUACCGCAGUUGAAGCUCCUAAAGGAGAAUUUGGUGUCUUUCUUGUCAGUAAUGGAAGCAAUCGUCUCUACCGUCGUAAAAUAAGAGCACCUGGCUUUGCCCAUUCACAAGGACUCGAUUCUAUGUCCAAACAUCACAUGCCAGCAGAUGUAGUCACCAUCAUAGGUACUCAAGAUAUUGUGUCUGGAGAGGUAGAUAGAUAGGACUCCGUCUUGCUCGAUC
Messenger RNA from Ananas comosus (pineapple), 835 nucleotides. RefSeq names its product NADH dehydrogenase [ubiquinone] iron-sulfur protein 2-like. Gene Ontology annotation, biological process: mitochondrial electron transport, NADH to ubiquinone. Bases 1 to 816 code for a protein of 271 amino acids. Gene Ontology annotation, molecular function: NADH dehydrogenase (ubiquinone) activity; NAD binding; quinone binding. The transcript is spliced from 5 exons. Lineage: Eukaryota; Viridiplantae; Streptophyta; Magnoliopsida; Poales; Bromeliaceae. The record is from RefSeq and is a predicted model, not a curated record.